Messenger RNA from Lingula anatina, 478 nucleotides. RefSeq names its product receptor-binding cancer antigen expressed on SiSo cells-like. Lineage: Eukaryota; Metazoa; Brachiopoda; Lingulata; Lingulida; Lingulidae. Gene Ontology annotation, cellular component: secretory granule. The record is from RefSeq and is a predicted model, not a curated record.
GGGAAAAGGUCCACUUUGGAUCAAAUUUGAUCUAGGUUUUUCAAAGUUAUAUUUAAAAGAAGUUACAUGCUAUGAUGUCAGAUUUGCAAAGUGCUCUUUUCUAAGAAGAAGAAGAAGAGGACCAGAAAGAAUGAGUGCAAUAACAGUUCUGUGGAAAAAACUGUCUGCUUUCAUAUUUUUCUUUAUAAACAUUGGAAAGAGACUGUUAUGUUUUCUAAAAAUUAGGCGACGGAAAAAUUCUGGGAAUCUUCUGCCUCUAGCCAAUCACUAUCCAUCGCCACCAGAUGUCACUCAUGCUGUGCCAGGAAAUGAGGCUGACUUGGAGAUGGAGGCCUGGGACUCCUGGGGAGUAGAAAACACCAACACCAGUGCAAAUAAAAACCAAACAAGUAACUAUAGUAACAGUAACCAUGCAGGUUACUAUGGAAACCGUAACCAGCCUGAGCCAGAACCNUUUAAUUUAUUAUAUGACCGAUAA